AUAGAGCAGUGUCGUGCCCGCGCUUCCGCGCGAGUCUGCUCGUUCGGUGACAGACAGCGGUGCAAAACAUCACAAGCCGCCGCCGCCUGCACUGGAUUUCUUGCUCAGAUACCUGCCCGAAUUUUACACACAAUAAUAACGAAGCAUUAACUUCGGGACUCUAUUCUGAUCUCCUUUUUUUUCCCCCCCAUCUCAUCUGUCGCUCUAGGAUUGUUUGAAAAUGAAUCCGCUGUGUAGUAGAUGUAACCGAGUCGUGUAUCCUACGGAAAAAGUGAAUUGUCUUGACAAGUACUGGCAUAAAGGAUGUUUCAGCUGUGAGGUAUGCAAGAUGACUCUAAACAUGAAGAACUACAAAGGCUUUGAUAAGAAACCAUACUGCAAUGCACACUACCCAAAAACGUCAUUCACGAGUGUUGCUGACACUCCCGAAAACCUACGCCUGAAACAGCAAAGCAAGAUGCAAAGCCAGGUGCUCUACAAGGAGGAGUUUGAGAAGAACAAAGGGAAAGGCUUCAGUGUUGUAGCUGACACACCAGAGAUGCAGAGAAUUAAGAAAACCCAAGAUCAGAUCAGCAACGUAGGUCACAGGCAACACACGAGCUCUUCCAGUAUUAAAUAUCAUGAGGAUUUUGAAAAGAGUAAAAUGGGAGGAGAAGUUCACCAUCCACCUCCGCAACAAAGCACAACUCCAGUAUAUCAACCCCCAGCUGCAUCGCAGAACUACCACUAUGAGCCAGAACCAGUGCGCCAAGCUGCUGCAGCUCCUCCGCCUAGCUCUGGGAAACGUUACCGGGCAGUGUAUGACUACACCGCAGCUGAUGAAGAUGAAGUGUCAUUCCUUGACGGUGAUGUGAUUGUGGACGUGCAGCCAAUUGAUGAAGGAUGGAUGUAUGGAAGAGUGGAGCGCACUGGUCAGCAGGGCAUGCUGCCUGCUAACUAUGUGGAGGCCAUAUGAGAAAGUAAACAAGAAAGUGAUAGAGGGAGAUGAAGAAAGAUGGAAUGAGAGAGAUAGAGAGAAAUGGAUAACAGGAGGCCCAGUGCCAUUCCAUAUUUUAAGAGCUAUUUUCUUUCCUUUCUUUGUGCUUUCUUAUUACUUCGCCUAUGCCGAUAACUCAUGCAAAACACAUGCAUACAAAAAUGCACUCACACAUUUAUAUAGUGUAGACAUACAUACACAUUGUGUAUACCCAUGUCUUGCUCUACCUGCUCUGUUUCUCUCUGCUCCCUCUUAGAUCUCGCUGUUUGACCGUCUACCUUGUCUUGUUUUUCAGUCUUGGAGAGGUGCUGUCACAAGUGGCACUUAACAGUUAAAUGACACAUUCACAGCCAAACAGACCUCUGAAUUUUUUUUCAAGGCUGCUUUAUAGCACUUCGUGAACAGACAGCCCUAGCCAUGUCAAUCAUUCCACACUUGCCAUGACAAUGAGAUCCUGUUUUCUUUUCUGACCUUUUUGCAGCCUGUCGCUAGUUGUACCUAUCAUUCUAGCCCAUGUGGCAUCUCAAUGGUUGUGCAGUAGUAAUGAUGCUUGAACAUGAAGACUUCUGAUCAUUCCAUUUGUUCCACUGAGUCUUAAAGCGUAUCCAUCAGACCUCAUGGGUAUUGUAGUGAAACUGGAAUACAUGUGUGUGUAUAUAAAAAGAUCCUCUUACUGUGGCAUCGGUUUGUGUAUGGGUGUAGUGUGACUGGUGACCCUGCUCACGAGGCAGUGUUUCAAUCAUCUCCUUCACAUGUAACACUUCAUCUCUGUGCUUUCAUAUAAAACAUAUAUGUUCUAGUCUCUCUUUUUUUUUUUGUUGCACACUUACUGCGUAAAGGUAAAGUGGUAUUCUCUGCUCUUCAUAAAAGCAAAAAGUAGAUCCAUAGCACUCACCACUUACCUGAGAGCAGAACUGGAUAACCAGUGAAAGGGAAGGAGGAAGCACAAUUCUGUGGACCAUUUUAGUGUUUUUUUUUUUUUUUUUUUUGUCUUGACACCGAUUAAGCCUAGUCCUGGACUAAAUAUCACUGUUAACCUCCUUGUGAAAAAAUGCUUCAGAGUUGUAGACUAAGCUAAAUCUGUGCCUAAGAACUAUCCCUAUAUAUGUUUUAACUCUCUUUCUUUUAGUUUUGUUCAGGAACAUUCCGUGUGCAUUGUAUGAUAAUGUAUCUCAGCAUGUAUCUCUGCACUAUUCUUUAUGAAGUUAUUGUUUUGUUUUGUUUUGUUUUUCCUCUCAUCCUUUGCAUAUUCUCAUUACUUUGUUCAUAUUGUAUGAGCCGGAUUUGUAAUGUCAGUUAAUCAAUAUCAGUGGAAUAAAACAGAUUUAUUUGUAUAUCAAGACAGGCCAGUUUGUCAAUAGAGACAAUACUCUGAGCUUUUGAACCUAACAUAUCAUACUGCACCCUAUGUAGGAACAAGAACAGUCCUUAUUUUGCUGCUUAUAGUGUGCAAAUUACACAGAAUGUCACAUAAGAGAUCCAACAUAUAUGUUUAAAACUAAAGGUCUAACAUGAACUUUUUUGUUUUGAGCUUCUUUUUUUUUUCUCCACAUGGUCAGUUGUUGAAUGUGAUCUUUGCUUGUAAAGAUAAAGCAGUUUGUCUCAUUACCCUAAAUAAGAACGAUUUAAAGUGUUACCUUUUCUCUAUGUGUUCUGUUGCUUCUCAGAUCUCGUCUUCCCUAAUUAACUAACAUAGAACAGCCAGCCUUUACUUAAAUGACAACCGUUAUCAAUGCUGCGUGCUUUUUCCCCUUGUUUCAGUCUCCGGUUCUAUUCUGACGUUCCGUAGUAUGAUGAGCUUGAGGAUCAGCUUUGCACAGCAAGAUCUGCACUUUGUGGCCAAAUGUAUGUGGACAUUUGGGUACUGAACAUCCCAUUCCAAAAUAAAUUGUUCCCAGUUUCCUGCAAUAAUUGCCUCCACUCUUCUGGAAAGGCUUUACACUAGAUUUUGGAAUUUGGCUUUUAGGAUUUGUGCACAUUCAGCCACAAGAGGUCAGGCACUGAUGCCAGGUGAGAAACUGUCAUAACAGUUCAUCCCAAACCUGUUUAGGUCAGUGUAGAUCAGGGCUCUGCAGGUCACUGGAGAUCACUGGAGGUCACUUCUUCUACUCCAACCCUGGCAAACCAUACACUCAUGUUUGGGCCCUGCCCUUAGUUCAACCGUUAUAUGGAUAUGACCCACAUAUUUGUCAGUUGUCCACAUGCUUUUGGCCAUUUAGUGUAAUUCAGCAUUAAAUUUAUACUAACACUGUUAGUUAAAUCACCUCUCUGAAAAGUCUCCUAAAAUUAUUUUGUUUAUUUGUAAACAUCCAUAUGACCAUAAAGCACCUCGACUAUAUCUGCAUUAUAACUCGUUCUGUGUUUCACGAUAAAAAGCUCAACUGAUCCAUAUAACAGCUUGUCUGGUCCUAGUGUUCCUUUAUUGUACAUGGUUACAGAGUGGAUAUGAUUUGAAACUUGACUGUAAAAUUCUUCCAAUCUGGUCACGAAGCCUUCGGUCAUGCCUUUUCUAAGUGUAAGAAUGCCUUCAGUUACUGUUCUUAUGUGUAGCAUACAUAUAUACCUGAACAGCAAAGUGAUAAAAAAGAGAUUGCUAUAGAAUUGGAGACAAGUACAACUAUGCAACAUCUCAAAUUGACAAUAUACAUUAUAUAGCCAAAAUUUUGUGGGCACCUGGCCAUUACAUCCAUAUGUAUUCCUUCCCCCAACUGAUACCACAAAAUUAGAAACACAAUUGUCUUUGUAUGUUGUUUUAGAGGCCCAAACUAUCAUAAAGGCAUAAUUUGGAAUGGAGGACUUUCCUGCCCAAAACCCUGACCUCAACCCAACUGAACACCUUUGGUAUUAACCGGAAUCUAGAUCAAGCUUCCUCAACCAGCAUCAGUGCCUGAUUUUACUAGUGCUCUUGUGGCUGAAUGAGUACAAAUCCCCACAGCUACUCUCCAAAAUCUAAUGGAAAACCUUCCCGAAAGAGUGGAGGUGAAUGUAACAGCAAAAGGAGGACCAAAUCUAGAAGGAAUGUUCAGCAAACACAUAAGGGUUUUAUGGUCAGGUGUCCACAAACUUUAUGAGAUAGUUUGUUAAUGUAGCUCAGAUUACUGAACACUGAAACACUGAGCUAAUGACAAAAACUUUAAUAUGCUAACAAUUCAUAAAGCUGAGUCUCUAUACAUGCUCUGAAUUAAGAUUGUAUACAUGGAUGACAUUUUUUUUCUGUUCUUAAAGAGCAAGAUGUAAAUGUUUUAGGUUUAAGAUUAUAUAGAUCUGAGCAACUCUUUUCAUGAUUCUUAUACCAACAAACUAUAGAUUCUUAUCACAUACAUCCUAGAGCUUCUUUUUUAUUUUAGUGUCUGUUCGGUUGUAUGUGUAUGUUUUCAGAUGUCAUGCCACACUGAGCUCCCAUGCUCAAACAUUAAACCCCAGGUUUAACUGCUUUUCUUUUAAUGCAUAUACAGUAGGUGAUAUAGGUGAGGUGUGGAGAUGCCUUGUGUGUUAAUCACUAAAAGAAUCGUUCAAGAUCUUGUGUCUGGUCACUGUGAUUGUAUAUGAAACCCUUACUGAUACAGAUCUGUUUAUUUAAAACAGAGAUUGUGUGCAUUCUGGAGUUCAAUUCAUUUUCAUUUACUGCAGUGAGGUUGUCUACCAUUAAAUCAUCAGUUUGCAGAAUCAUUAAUAGAGGUUCUUAUAAUGCAUCACAAAUGCAAUCUGUCUUUUCACCAGUAUAUCUGAAAAAAAAAACAUUAUCUUUUAUUAAUAUUUUUAUUCAUUAAUAGUUGUAAACUGAAUUUCUUUUCCAGUUGGAUUAUUUUAAUAUAGCCACAUUUAAAAAGGUAAGGGUCUGGGAUUUGUAGCCAGGGAAAGCCAGACAUUUUACACCGUAAUGAAGAGUUUAGACCCAGGUAUUUUAUUGGGGUAGACGUUUGGGGGACAUCUUCACAUGUCCUGUGUCGGAUCUCCAUCAGACAUAAAAGUCAUACGCAAUUGCAGUAUGUGUUUAUAUAGCAAACUAUAGCUAACAUAACUAUAUGUUAUAGGCUAUAUCUAUGAACUAUAUUUAUACACUGAUCAGGCAUAACAUUAUGAGCAGUAAGAGGUGAAGUGAAUAACACUGUUUAUCUCCUCAUCAUGGCACCUGUUAGUGGGUGGGAUAUAUUAGGCAGCAAGUGAACAUUUUGUUCCUAAACGUUGAUGUGUUAGAAGCAGGAAAAAUGGACAAGCGUAAGGAUUUGAGCGAGUUUGACAAGAGCCAAAUUGUGAUGGCUAGACGACUGGAUCAGAGCAUCUCCAAAACUGCAGCUCUUGUGGGGUGUUCCCAGUCUGCAGUGGUCAGUAUCUAUCAAAAUUGGUCCAAGGAAGGAACAGUGGUGAACUGGUGAUGGACAAGAAGAGCAAAGGCUGGCCCGUGUGAUCCGAUCCAACAGACAAGCUACUGUUGCUCAAACUGUUGAAGAAGUUAAUGCUGGUUCUGAUAGAAAGGUGUCAUUAGGCAGGUGGUCAUAAUGUUAUGCCUGGCCAGUGUAUAUAGCUUUAUCUAGGGUAUAUUUUAUGAACUACACCAGUGUUACAAAUGUAAUAUUGCAAUAAUCAUAAUCUUUAUAUAAUUAUAAUUUUUACUGUGCUGGCCAGAGGUGUGGCCAUCAGGGUGGCACACCUUACUUAUGCCCAGUUUGUUGUUAUGGAACAAUGUAUAUCUAAAAAAUACUCUUUUUAAUAUUUCAAAAUUACCUUCAUAUACAAAUAUACCUACCCUGUUAUAAAUCAUACAUUUGGAGCAUCAGUAGGAGUAGCUUAUGCAGUUGGACGCCCACGUUACCGUGAAGAGGGAAGACAGACGGGGGGGGGGGGGUGAUGCUCUGUACCGGGCUACACCGGAAGUCGCUUCUCCACUCACAUCUCCAAGAUUUGUCCACAAACAGCUCGCCAAGACUGUGUUCGUGUUCUCCGACGCAGACACCAUGGUGGACAUCUUGGUGCUGAUGUUCUUCGCGAUCAUCGGGCUCGCUUUUCUCUCCUACAUCAUCUACAUGCUGUGAUGCGCGCGCAGUAGCAUUCAUGGGGCACUGUGAUGGAUGAUGUGCACGGACUGCGCCUCCCAGGGAAUCUCCCAGGCAAAGAUUUCAGGAGGAAACCUGGAGGAGGAAUGAUGGUAUUCGGCCACUGGAGAGAUGGUCUGGUCAUAUCAAAUGGAGCCGGAGCAAGAGGAACAUCUUUAUGAAAAUUGUCGUCUCAAAUAUUCACACACUUUUCUCCCCAUUUUUCCAUAAUGAUGGUUUCUUGAUCAUCCUAACCACCAUCACAGUGCCAUGAGAUCCUGCUGUACUUGUUUUUAAAGUGUAUGACAAUAAUAUCUGCAGCUUUUUCUUUGUAACUUUGAACUGUCUGUAAUGGAGUAUAUUAAUUAGUUGAGAAAAAUCUGUUCAAGUGCUUGUGAGUUAGACAAAGGAUAAAGAAAUGGAGAGAUUGAGACCAUACAGUAGAAUCUUUCAAGGCUACAUUUUAUUCACUUCCUUUGAUGACUUCACCAGACAUGUAAUAUGCACACUUUUUAACCUUUAUUCUUCCACAGGAUAAUAACUGCUGGGGCACUAUUUGAAAUAAAGAGGCAAUGAAAAAUA
Molecule: messenger RNA, 6591 nt
Organism: Hemibagrus wyckioides
Lineage: Eukaryota; Metazoa; Chordata; Actinopteri; Siluriformes; Bagridae
Gene: lasp1
Product: LIM and SH3 protein 1
Exons: 8
Coding region: 221-955 (244 amino acids)
Cellular component (GO): focal adhesion
Molecular function (GO): actin filament binding
Source: RefSeq, a predicted model, not a curated record